This is a messenger RNA of Bombina bombina (fire-bellied toad), 852 nucleotides long. RefSeq names its product putative protein TPRXL. The record is from RefSeq and is a predicted model, not a curated record. NCBI's taxonomy places the organism in Eukaryota, Metazoa, Chordata, Amphibia, Anura, Bombinatoridae. The coding region runs from base 1 to 852 and encodes 283 amino acids. The transcript has 2 exons.
AUGUGGUUCUGUUUUCCUGGUGAUAAACUUGGACUGUGCCUGAAGCACAACUCCCGCAGCACAUCUCCAGCAGCACAACUCCAGCAGCACAUCUCCAGCAGCACAUCUCCCGCAGCACAUCUCCCGCAGAACAUCUCCAACUGUACAUAUCCAGCAGCACAUCACUCGCAGCACAUCUCCAGCAGCACAUCUCCCGCAGCACAUCUCCCGCAGAACAUCUCCAACUGUACAUAUCCCGCAGCACAUCACUCGCAGCACAUCUCCAGCAGUACAUCUCCAGCAGCACAUCUCCCGCAGCACAUCUCCAGCAGUACAUCUCCCACAGCACAUAUCCAACUGUACAUAUCCUGCAGCACAUCAACCGCAGCACAUCUCCAGCAGCACAUCUCCAGCAGCACAUCUCCAGCAGCACAUCUCCCGCAGCACAUCUCCAGCAGUACAUCUCCCACAGCACAUCUCCCACAGCACAUAUCCAACUGUACAUAUCCUGCAGCACAUCAACCGCAGCACAUCUCCAGCAGCACAUCUCCCGCAGCAGAUCUCCAGGAGCACAUCUCCAGCAGCACAUCUCCUACAGCACAUCUCCAGCAGCACAUCUCCCGCAGCCGUCGGCCAGGAUGGAUCAUGGUGAGACAUAUCACACCGAAUCUUGCUUGGCCAGCCCUCACUGAACUCUCUAACAAAAGGUCCCAGCAAGUGCUGAGCGUGCGCCAUAGAAGUCCAUUACGUGUGGGAUUUAGUGUGGCAGCACUAUUCAACCUCAAGAUGUUAGGCUUUCACUCGAGCACUAACAUUUCACUUCACACUUGUAACAUUGAAGUAGAAAUAGUAGCAAUAUGGAUUUCACACUAG